Molecule: messenger RNA, 2899 nt
Organism: Culicoides brevitarsis
Lineage: Eukaryota; Metazoa; Arthropoda; Insecta; Diptera; Ceratopogonidae
Product: WD repeat-containing protein 36
Exons: 3
Coding region: 125-2815 (896 amino acids)
Biological process (GO): rRNA processing
Cellular component (GO): small-subunit processome; Pwp2p-containing subcomplex of 90S preribosome
Molecular function (GO): protein binding
Source: RefSeq, a predicted model, not a curated record
UAAGUGAUAUAACAACAAAUCCACAUGUGAUUAUGAAUUUUUGAGUUUAAAAUCGUAUUUUAAAUAAUAAAUUCAAUUUAAAUCAUCAAAAAUUCACAAAAAAUUAUAAAAAUCUGCCAACAAGAUGCCCGGCAGUCGAAUUUUCAACCGAAACAAGUCCUUGGGCUUCGUAAGCAAUCAUGUUCCUGCUGCCGUUCGUUACUACCAGAAGCGAAAGGAGAACAUAAUCGUCACUUGCACCGGUCGGAGCGUUCACGCGUUCACAACUAACUUCCGUUUGAUCAAUUCCACGCCGUUGCAUGCGGAGGACAUCAAUUGCGUCGUCACAGAUCCGUUUCUCGUGCAUGUCGCUGCCGGAAAAAACAUCUAUUCAUGGCGUUCCGGGCGGAUAAUCAAAAAAACAUUCAUCGGGCACAAAGCUAAUGUGCAUCUCAUGCUUCCGUUCGGGCCUCAUCUCAUCUCCGUUGACGAGGAUAACGUUUUAAAAGUCUGGGACAUCGAAUCGGAACUCCUUUAUUUGGAAAUUCCCUUUGACAAAACGAAUUUCCGAGUCACAAGUAUCCUCCAUCCGCCAACUUAUGUGAAUAAAGUGCUUCUCGGCAGUGAACAAGGCACAUUACAACUCUGGAAUUUGAAAUCUUCCAAAUUAAUUUACACUUUUAAUCAAUUCACGUCAAAAAUAACGACUUUGGAAGCAGCUCCCGCAUCAGAUAUCGUCGCCGUCGGGUUAGAAACCGGCAAAAUUAGUCUCCUCAACCUCAAAUUCGAUGAAAUCCUGAUGGAAUUCAAUCAAGAAGAUGGAGCUGUCACAGCAAUUAGCUUCCGAACCGAUGGUUUUCCGAUAAUGGUAACUGGAAGCACAAGCGGAAGAGUCUCAAUUUGGGAUUUGGAGAAGCGAAAAUUGGUUACAAUCUUGGAGGCGCAUGCUGAUAGUGUUAGUACGUUAAGUUGCUUCAACAGCGAGCCACUGAUGUUCACAGCAUCCCCUGACAACUCGAUAAAAUUAUGGAUUUUUGACAUGCCCGAUGGAGGUCCGCGGUUAUUGCGACGUCGAGAGGGACAUGCUUUGCCUCCAUUGUGCAUAAGGUAUCACGGGGCAGGCGGAAGACACAUUGUAUCAUCAGGCGAAGAUGUUAGUAUGAGAAUUUUCAGCACAGUUUCCGAAACAUUGAACAGAAGCAUGGGUCAAGCGAGCUAUAAUCGGGAAGCUGCAAAGAAAAAACGAUCAAAGGCAAAAGCGCUUUUAAUGCCGCCGGUAAUCCAUUUCACGACGGAAACCACACGAGAAAAGGAAUGGGACAACAUCGCCGCUAUCCACAGAGACUAUAAAAUGGUUACUACUUGGUCCUUCGAUCGUUGUAAGAUGGGAGAAUUGAAAAUUGUUCCAGAAAAUUUGAAAGACAAGGUCAGAACUGACUUCAGUACCGUCGCGAAUUGCAUCUGUUUGACACAUUGCGGCAAUUUUGUCGUUAUUGGCUACACAAAUGGAGAUGUCCAUCGCUUCAACAUUCAAUCCGGAAUUCAUCGUGCCACGUAUGGAAAGCCCGCGCACGAUAGCUCAGUACAAGGCGUCGCCACUGACAACUUAAAUCAAGUCGUAAUUUCCGGCGGUUUCGAUGGCGAAGUGAAAUUCUGGCAUUUUCGCAACACCUCUGAAUGCCUAAAAACCCUCGAACUCGGCGAAGGAAUCAGUUUUUUCCGUUUUCAUCGUGACAGUUCGUUACUUUGUGUCGCUUUGGAUGACUUUACGGUUUGCUUAAUUGAUGCCGAUGCCAAAUACGUUGCUCGUAAAUUUAGUGGGCACAAAGCUCGACUCACUGACGCCUGUUUUUCGCCCGAUGGACGAUGGCUUUUGACCACAGCGAUGGAUUGCGUCGUCAAAGUUUAUGAUAUCCCCUCGUCAUAUCUCGUGGAUCACUUUAAAGUCGAAAGUCCUUGCACAUCGAUGACAAUGUCGCCAACGGGAGAUUUCCUUGCAACGACUCACGUUGACUACUUGGGUAUCAAUUUGUGGGCGAACAAGACACUUUUCAACCAUAUUUCGAUGCGAGCGCUGAAAGAAACGUCAGAACCGUAUUUGAUGAGCUUCCCCGUUGCCGGCAAAGAAACCGAACUUGAUGACUCCGACGACUUUGAGUUUGACGAGAUACCCGAUUACAAGUCCCCUGCGAUGUUGAGUCCCGAUUUACUGACUUUAUCUGAUCUUGCGUUGUCCCGUUGGCAGAAUUUGUUGAAUUUGGAUGUCUGUAAAAGGAGAAAUAAGCCGAAACAGCCGCCAAAACAGCCCAAACAAGCGCCGUUUUUCCUGCCUACCGUUGCGGGACUCGAAAUGAAGUUCGAUUUGAAUCAAAUGGACCUCAAUGGUGAUGCGGAAGAUGACUCACGUAUUGCAGCAAUAGCUCAUAUUGAAAAUUUAACCACUUUUGGAAGACUUUUGAAAAGUACAAUAGCCACAGACAACUUUGACGAAGCAAUUUCGAAGCUCGUUUCGAUGAAUGUAUCGGGCAUUGACUUUGAAAUUAAGAGUUUAUCCCCCGUGGGUGGCGGAAAUAUCGCUAUAAUGUUGCAAUUUAUGAAAAUGAUCAUCAAAAUGUUCCAAUCGAAGGUGAAUUAUGAACUUGCACAGUCAUAUUUGGGGGUUUUCCUGAAGGAGCAUGCAGAAUUAAUUGUCGAAAAUCAAGAACUCGCGGAUUGUUUGGAGGAAUUGGAUUCCGUGUCACAACAGGGAUGGCAAAAAUUAGAAGACCAGCUCAUGUACGGCAUUGGCGUUGUGAAUUCUCUCCGAAAUUACGGGUUUUCCGCCGUUACAAAGUAAGAUUUUGACCUGAAAUUGAAUAAAUUGUUAUAAAAAAAAAUUAAUUUUCAUACAAAUCUCAAUUUAUUUCGAUACAAAAAUAAU